UUCACUAUGUGUUUUCAAAUCUCUACUAUUACUAACAUACGUAAAUCAAACGUCACACGUCAGAGGCGGUGCAAUCCUAACAAUCUCCGUACCCUUCCGGUGUCUUCUAAUACUUUAUUCUCUUUUCCUAUUGGUCUCUGGAACUGCCAGUCCGCUGUUAACAAAGCUGAUUUCAUUACAUCUUUUUCAAGUCAUUCAGGUCUCAGUCUAUUGGCCCUGACUGAGACCUGGAUCAGACCAGAGGACACUGUCACACCUGCUGCCCUCUCCACUAACUUCACUUUCUCACACACCCCCUGUCUGACCGGAAGGGGUGGUGGUACUGGUCUGCUCAUCUCAAAUGACUGGAAAUUUGAUCCUUUACCACCUCUAUUUGACAACAGCUCAUUUGAAUCACAUUCAAUUACCAUCACUAGCCCUAUAAAAAUCCAUUUUGUAGUUGUAUAUCGUCCCCCAGGUCAACUUGGCAGUUUAUUGGAGGAGCUUGAUGUGCUACUCUCAUCCUUCCCUGAAGAUGGUACUCCUCUUGUAAUUCUUGGAGACUUCAACAUCCACCUAGAAAAACCUCAGGCUGCCGAUUUCCACACCCUGCUUGCAUCAUUCGACCUCAAACGAGUAUCUUCUGUGGCAACUCACAAAUCAGGUAACCAAUUGGACCUUUUCUACACACGCUACUGCUCUACGGACAAUACACUGGUCACUCCACUGCACACCUCAGAUCACUUCCUCCUCACUCUCAACCUGCCUCAGAACACAACACACACUCCUCCACAGGUCACCUUUCGACGGAACCUACGCUCACUUUCACCCUCUCACCUAUCCUCUUUGGGUGUCAUGGAGAGGUGUGGCAUCUAAGACCCAACAUCUACCUACUGGGGUGCCUCAGGGCUCAGUGCUUGGACCACUCCUCUUCUCCAUCUACAUGACAUCACUAGGAUCUGUGAUUCAGAAACAUGGCUUUUCCUAUCAUUGCUACGCUGAUGACACGCAACUCUACCUCUCAUUCCAGCCUGACGAUCCGACGGUAGCUGCUCGUAUCUCAGCCUGCCUGACAGACAUUUCUGGCUGGAUGAAGGACCACCACCUUCAACUAAACCUUGCGAAGACAGAGCUACUUGUGGUCCCGGCCAACCCAACACUUCAUCACAACUUCUCCAUUCAGCUAGGCUCGUCAUCCAUAACUCCAUCAAGGUCAGCUAUGAACCUUGGGGUUGUAAUUGAUGAUCAGUUGAAAUUCACAGACCACAUUGCUAGAACUGCCCGGUCCUGCAGAUUUGCCUUGCACAACAUUAGGAGGAUCAGGCCCUUCCUUACA
Rhinichthys klamathensis goyatoka is the source of this 1315-nucleotide messenger RNA. RefSeq lists its product as uncharacterized. Lineage: Eukaryota; Metazoa; Chordata; Actinopteri; Cypriniformes; Leuciscidae. Gene Ontology annotation, molecular function: catalytic activity. The record is from RefSeq and is a predicted model, not a curated record. Bases 7 to 855 code for a protein of 282 amino acids. The transcript is spliced from 2 exons.